GGUCCCAGGGACAGUCCAGCGGGUUUAAGGAAGCGAGCUCACGUCCUGCACACUCAGUUGAUCAGCGGACGUCGUACCGUCCUCUCCUUCGCUCCUUCUCGAGAAAGCCUUGUAUAUAUAUAUCUUCCGGUUCUUCUUCGGGGACUUCAAGAAAUCCUCCAGAUCCGACAUGAGACCGAGCCUCAGCCUCCUCCUGGCCGCGCUGGCCCUCCUCCUGAGCUCCGCGCGGGCCGAAAAACUCUCCGUUCUCCUGCUAGGUCAAGAAGGAGAGUUCAACAUAGGUCACGGAGAAUCGGACUUUGACCUGAGAAGCGCCGGUCUCGGUCUCGGGCUCCCUACUGCUGCCGCUCCUGCUUCUUUGCCUACUUUCCCGCCUGCUUUCAAUGGUGUGUCUACCGGGGGCUCCAUCUUCAACUCCGGAGUCAGUUUGGAGGGAUCGGUGCCUGCUCUGAGUGCGCUCUACGACGUGCCCGACGCCGGCUCGACCCAACAGGAAGUCCAAGGGGCAUGUCAGGCAUCUACCGUGGUUAUUACAUCACGGGAUGUUGUGGUGUCGACGCGUGUGUCUGUCAGUCAGGUCGUCGUCCCUACGACCGUGGUCAGGGAGCAAGUCGUGACCUCAACGAGAGUCGAAUUCCAGACCGACUACCAGACCUCUUACGUCACUGUUCAGGGCCCCGCACAGACCUUCACUGAGGUGGUGACUCGUCCAGUGACACAAUUCCAGACUAUUACAUCAACUAGGCAGCAAGUUGUUAAUGUACCUGUUACCGAGGUAUCCUACGUCACACAGGUGGUGACGUCACGCGAACCCCAGUACAUCACCGUCACCCAAACUUCACAAGUUCCGGUCGUGCAGACUGUGGUCAGCACCCAAGUACAGCAGGAGUACAUCACUGCCACCGUCACCCAGACGCAGUACGCCCCCAACACCGCCUGCGCAGGUUCCUCCUCCACCUCCACGGCUACUGGCGGCGGCUACACCUACCCCGACCCUGUGUCCACAGGUCUCUCCUCCGGUGCCGCUGCCGUGAGUGGCGUCAGCACAGGGGGCGGCUACUACGGCACAGCUGGCUCCACUGGCGGUUACUACGGCACGGCUGGCUCCUCGGGCGGGUACUACGGCGGGGUCAGCCCCUCUUACGGUACUUCAGGCUACUACGGCGGCAGCGGGGGCUACUACGGCCGGUACCCUGGUGGCAGUGGGUACUACAGGCCACGCGGAAAUCGGUCCAAAUCCAAGGGACUCCUCGGAAAGUGGGGAAAAUAGGGAGUAAAAAAAAAAGGGCGACUGGACCGAUUGCCUUCGCGUCCCUCUUCUUGCUACCUCUUUAUGCAUUACAUUCUAUAUCGUAUUUUUGGGGGUAUUUUUAGUCUUUUUUUUUGUCUUUCUAAUGAAUGAUACAUUUCACUUAGGGUACAGUGGCAUUCAAAUCAUCCUUCAUUGAUUAAAAUAGAUUUAAAAAGUAGCUGAGGAAGAAACAAUAGUAAUAAUAACAAUUGUAAUAUACACAAGCAGUUCAUUUUAUUUUCAGGAAAUGUCUUUUCAUAUUACUAAUGAUAAUCAUAUAUAGUCGAGAUAUCAAUAUUUUUCUAAAAAAAAAGCUGAAAGUACAAUUCAUGAAUAUAAGGAUAUUUUUAUUUUAUUUUACACUCCCUUGUAACUUGAUGGUUUAGUACAAAUACUACAUUCAAUACAAAAAAGAAAAACAUAUAACCUGUGUUUAUUUUCCUUUCAUUCAAUCACCAUUUUUGGUAUCUAUAAAAUUCUGAUUUACAUAUACAUACAUACGUAAAUACACACACACACACACAGAGCAUGUGUAUGUAAGAACGUAUGUGUUAUCCAUCGCCAUAAAUAUGAACUAAGUAGAUUUUCUUUUUUCAUAUUGACUUGAA
Penaeus vannamei (Pacific white shrimp) is the source of this 1899-nucleotide messenger RNA. NCBI's taxonomy places the organism in Eukaryota, Metazoa, Arthropoda, Malacostraca, Decapoda, Penaeidae. The record is from RefSeq and is a predicted model, not a curated record.